Messenger RNA from Aspergillus campestris IBT 28561, 638 nucleotides. RefSeq lists its product as uncharacterized. NCBI's taxonomy places the organism in Eukaryota, Fungi, Ascomycota, Eurotiomycetes, Eurotiales, Aspergillaceae. Bases 116 to 496 code for a protein of 126 amino acids. The record is from RefSeq and is a predicted model, not a curated record. The transcript has a single exon.
AAUGAGUAAGAUCAUAAAGUUGAAAAUAGUAAAAAUCAUAGCAUUUAUAUGAUGUAUAGACAAAUAUAACAGAAGGUUGAUCCAAGAUGGUCAGAAUGAUAACUGAUCAACUGGAAUGUCGGCAAUGUCGGUCACCGAUUUCAACUUCCGUUUUCCAUGGACGGUUCAGCCACUGUUACCACAUUCCCUUCGCCCACUUUUCUUUCCCCCCCAGUUUCCCUCUCGCUCUUCUCCCUCCUCUCUUUCUCUUUUUCUGACUGAUAUUUUAACUAAUCCUUCUUCCCCCCCCAAAAUCCUCUCCUGCUUACGAGAUCACCACCCAAACCCAGUCAUCUUCAUAACAAUCCUUAGUCUGCUUAGUACUCACGCAGCUAAUUCCCCUCGAACUGCUUACCUCAUCGCUGCUCCUUGUCUAUCAAUCGAGAUUCCCCCCAGUAUUGGAUCCUUUGCUGUCUUCUCCUGGAUAUUGUCCUUUUUUCUAAAAAUCCCCGACUGAUUUCAGCCUUCCUCGGCCUGAAUUGGUGGUGAUCCGUGUCUCGGGCGCGUCCUCUACGUGAUUGUCCAUACCUCUCGAUGCAGCCUACACUAGCUCCGGCGCCGCAUCCAAGCAUGCAAACUUCUGCUCAGGUAAGCAACUG